AUGGCGGGUACACUGGAACAGUAUGUGAUGAACGUGCGAAAUUUGUCAACGCAAGGUAAUUUUGUACAAUUAUGUGACUUUAUCGGGAAGAGUGCUGAAGUGCUGUCCAGGAAUGCUGGCCAUCUAGACAAUGUUCUGGGCACACUGGAUAUACAGCAACAUUCUUUGGGUGUUUUGGGCAUACUGUGUGUGAAGUAUAACCUGCCCAAUAUCCCGGACUUUGAGACCCUGUUUGCCCAGACACAGGAGUUUAUUCUUACUUGUAAUGGUGAACAUGUGCGAUAUGCAACAGACAUUUAUGCUGAAUUGUGUCACAAGUUCACACACAGCCUGGUGGAAAAGAAACAGCCCAUUCGGGGAAUCUCAAUUUUGGAAAAAGCUAUUAGUAAAAUCCAGCUUCACCCAGCCCAGUUAACAUCUGUCCAUGCUGAUUUAUGCCAGCUGUGCCUGUUGGCCAAGACCUUUAAACCGGCUUUACCCUUUCUGGCCACGGAUGUGACGGAUAUCAGCAAAGAAGGAGGUCACUAUGAAGCUAAAGAUUUCUUGCUAUACUUUUACUAUGGUGGAAUGAUCUACACUGCCCUCAAAGAUUACGACAGAGCACUGUACUUCUAUGAAGUGGCCAUCACCACACCAAGUAUGGCAGUCAGUCACAUCAUGCUUGAAGCAUACAAGAAGUACCUGUUGGUUUCUCUAAUUCUUCAUGGCAAGAUUCCAAGUUUACCAAAAUACACAUCUCAGGUGGUGACCAGGUAUAUAAAGCCCCUGUGCCAGCCCUACCAUGAGCUGUCUUCCUCCUACAACUCAAACAACCCUGCUGAUCUGAGAGCCACUGUUACAAAACAUACAGAGACAUUCACCAGGGAUUCCAAUCUAGGCCUUGUCAAGCAGUGUAUCACAUCUAUAUACAAGAAGAACAUCCAGCGACUAACAAAGACCUUUCUGACACUAUCGCUGAGUGACAUGGCCAACAGGGUUCAGCUGUCAGGACCUAAAGAGGCAGAGAAAUAUGUCCUACAUAUGAUUGAAGAUGGAGAAAUAUUUGCGACAAUUAACCAGAAAGAUGGAAUGGUACAGUUUCAUGACAACCCGGAGAAAUACAACAGUGCUUUUAUGUUACUUCAGUUAGAUAAAGAGAUGCAAAAGUGCAUUCAGCUGGAUGAAAAGCUACGUGAUAUGGACAGAGAAAUAGCUGUGAACCCACAGUAUGUACAGAAGAGUUCUGGUUCCCAUGACGAUGAUAUGCCUGGAUCUUCAACCUCACUGAAAACACAAGGCUACUGAUGCAUUGCAUUAAUCAAAAACCUGCCCAUAUCACCACAAUCAGUACUGUUAUGUGUUUUAAGCUACAGCCAG
Liolophura sinensis is the source of this 1356-nucleotide messenger RNA. RefSeq names its product COP9 signalosome complex subunit 3-like. NCBI's taxonomy places the organism in Eukaryota, Metazoa, Mollusca, Polyplacophora, Chitonida, Chitonidae. Bases 1 to 1284 code for a protein of 427 amino acids. The transcript has 15 exons. Gene Ontology annotation, cellular component: COP9 signalosome. The record is from RefSeq and is a predicted model, not a curated record. Gene Ontology annotation, biological process: ubiquitin-dependent protein catabolic process.